CAGGCUUGACUACGCCAGAUCAUAAACGUUUAACGUUGUAGUCGAUAUUCUAUUCGGUCUCUUUUUCCAUUACAAUUCCGCCGUUCAUGCUUCCUGGGUCGCAGCAUCGUACGCCGAGCCGCUUCUGGAGAUCCUGAGUCUGCAUCGGCAAGAUGUGGAACGACGAGGACAACAACCCCUACGGAUCUUUUGAUCGUCAUCUGGAUGCUACAACUGAUCUUUUUCAUGAAGCGCCCGCGUCCUCCACCUUUGAAGCUCCCUCCACCCCGCAAUCCACGUCCUCGACACUUGAUCCCCCUCCAGAUUAUGUCUCCCGAUUAGACAGCCCAAUCGACCAUGAUACGGACCAAGACGAGGCGGAGGAUUAUGGGCAUGCCGAAGACAAUCAAAACUAUCCGCGAAGGAAAGGGAUUUACCAAAGCCGAAUAGAGCAGAUCCUUUACGAGCAUCCAGAGCUUCCAAUCCUCAUCACACAUGCGGGCAAAAACCACGAGAGUGGAGGCAGCUUCAUUGUUUAUACAAUACGAACGGGGGAUCUGGAAGUGCGACGACGAUACUCCGAAUUUAGCUCUCUGCGCGCUACCCUCAUCAAUCUUCACCCAACUCUCAUCAUCCCUCCCAUACCUGAGAAACAUACAAUGGCCGAUUAUGCAGCGAAACCUACCAAGGCUAAGGAAGAUAGCUCCAUUAUCGACUUGCGAAAGCGCAUGCUAGCGGUCUUCUUGAACAGAUGCCGGCGGAUGAAGGUGAUCCGGGAGGACGGAGUCUGGUGGAGGUUCUUAGAUCCGAAUGCAAGCUGGACUGAAGUACUUCAUUCACAUCCUGUCUCCUCCAUCCCCAAGAACAACCUCAAAGCGCCUCCCCUCGACCCUGCUAAUCCGAAACCCGCACAUGCCUGGCUUCCAAUCCCUUCAUCAUCUGCGAAGCUAAAGUCAUCUUCGGCCACCUCUUCAUCCCUUUCGGAUCAUGCUUCAUCAACCCCAGGAAAUGUGCCAUUCCUUAAUCGGUUCCCGCCAACGUCGCGCAACCUAAGUGAAAAAGACCUAGACCCAUACUUUGUAAACUUCGAGGCGUCAACUCGUGAGCUGGAACUGCUAUUGCAAGGAAAUAUCGAAAAAGUAAACCGACGCACCUUGACGCAUCUUUCAUCCCUUGCUGCGGACCUGAUGGAGCUUGGCGCCCGGUACAAUGGGUUUUCCCUCUCCGAACCUUCCGCCACAGUUGCCGCAGCAAUAGAACGAAUUGGACAGGCAGCCGACACCUCAUAUAUUGAGACUGAAGAGCUCUCUUCUACUCUUGGUGCAACAUUCGCAGAACCAAUGAGGGAAAGUGCACAAUUUGCUGGCGUCGUCCGGAAUGUUCUCCGCUAUCGCAUCCUCAAGCGAAUCCAACAAGAAAUGACUCGCGAUGAACUCAGCAAGAAAAGGGCAAUGCUAGAUUCCCUAGAGCGGAGUGAGCUGGAAGCCAAAAGGAUUGAGCAAUAUCUGAAUCGUACUGGGGCCAGCUUAGCAACCACGAAACCAAGAAGGUCAUUAUCUGAAUCAUCUGCACCCAGUAUCCCGGAAACGUCAACACCUGAAGCAACGAGAUCAAAUGCCGAAGAUACCGCCUCGAUUGACUCUGAUUUCCCGACCGGGACUGGUGAUUCUCCACAGCCAUCUGCAUCCCAGGGCCUACCUCAAAGGCCUCUCGAGCAAUCCCCAUUACCUUCACCAGGUCACCGUAAGAGCCCUAGUGGUAACUUCGUAACGAAUAAGAUAUUUGGGCGAAUUAGCCAUGCCGUUCAUGGCUUUGUUGAUGUUGACCCGGAGAGAACCCGACGGGACCAAAUUGGGAAAACGAAAGAGACCUUGUUGCAGUUGGAGCAAGCUCUCCAAGUAUCGGAGAAGGAUGUCAAGGAUGCUAGUUCCGGUGUCUUGCAAGAUCUAAAACGGUUCCAGAAAGAAAAGGAAGACGAUCUACGUCGAUAUAUGGUAGCCUACGCCCGCUGCCACCUGGACUGGGCACGGAAGAACCUCGAGACAUGGACCGAAGCAAAGGAAGAAGUUGACAAGAUUGUUAUCCACUGAGUGGACUCCGAACUGCAUAAAUCACUAUCACAGCUGAUUAUCAACGCCAUCGUGUCAGCACACAUGCACACUCGACGUACUGGAGGUAAUUGUUUAAAUUUUCCUUUAAUUCUAUCCAGAGUAGAAACAACCUCGAGUAUUUCGCAGGGACCUAAAUCUAAUCUUUAUGGUAAAUGAAUGAUGUCGUAACUUUACAUACUUGGUUCUCCAUUUUUUUUUUUUUUUUUUGCGUUCCCUUUUUUUUUUUUCUCCCUCUCCUAAAUAUGUUAUACAGUCUUGACGUAAUACAUUAGGAACAUGCCUUCAUAAUUUAUUACACAGCUAUGAAGAGCGCUCCUCCCUCCUCUCGAU
Histoplasma capsulatum G186AR is the source of this 2420-nucleotide messenger RNA. RefSeq names its product sorting nexin-41. The record is from RefSeq and is a predicted model, not a curated record. Bases 153 to 2069 code for a protein of 638 amino acids. The transcript is spliced from 6 exons. Gene Ontology annotation, biological process: retrograde transport, endosome to Golgi. Gene Ontology annotation, molecular function: phosphatidylinositol binding. NCBI's taxonomy places the organism in Eukaryota, Fungi, Ascomycota, Eurotiomycetes, Onygenales, Ajellomycetaceae.